This is a messenger RNA of Stereum hirsutum FP-91666 SS1, 411 nucleotides long. RefSeq lists its product as uncharacterized. The coding region runs from base 1 to 411 and encodes 136 amino acids. Lineage: Eukaryota; Fungi; Basidiomycota; Agaricomycetes; Russulales; Stereaceae. The transcript has a single exon. The record is from RefSeq and is a predicted model, not a curated record.
AUGUGCCUCUCAUGCUUCAAUUCCAUCCUGCGUCUUUCACCACCGACACCGUAUCCGAAUGUGACGAUUUUAACUGCCACUGCCACCGCUCGUCGCUCAAAUCUCGUCGGCCCACAUUCCAAGUCUCCUCUUGCCACCUCAUCUGACUCCACUGCACCUUCGUAUUACCCGUUCCUGAUACCGGACCCAUCUUCGUUACGCAUUCCUGAUGACAACGAAGACUCCGACUCCGACAUGGAGUUUGCUCAGAUCAUACACACCCAACACGCACAUGCUUGCACGUACGAUCUCAAAGCGACGAUACGCUUCCGGACAUCCUGCAGAGACGCUAUCAUUGUCAGCUCUCGAAACUUGAACGUACGCUCGGGGCAGGUGUUCCUUAGGAAUUGGUGUUUCGGAGUCGGAGUGUGA